Molecule: messenger RNA, 1161 nt
Organism: Heterostelium album PN500
Lineage: Eukaryota; Evosea; Eumycetozoa; Acytosteliales; Acytosteliaceae
Product: metallophosphoesterase family protein
Exons: 10
Coding region: 1-1161 (386 amino acids)
Cellular component (GO): cytoplasm
Molecular function (GO): hydrolase activity, acting on ester bonds
Source: RefSeq, a predicted model, not a curated record
AUGAUUGUAAUUUCAAAUCCUAUAUCUGAAAUAAUAAUUAUCUUCUUCUUAUUAUUUGGAUUGGCAUUUUCAGGUGAUCCAGGCCAAACCGAUCUAAAAUUUAGAAGUGAUGGCACUUUCAAAAUCAUUAUGUUUACCGAUUUACAUUAUGGUGAAAAGACCCUUUAUGAUACUUUGAAUAUUGAAGCCCAAAAUAAAUUAUUAGAUUUUGAAAAACCUGAUUAUGUUAUGUUAUCUGGAGAUAUGAUUAGUGGUUAUAAUGAACACUUUUUGAAUGAAUCCAACUAUCGUUAUUAUUGGGAUACCCUUACCAAGCCAAUGAGAGAUAGAAAUAUUCCAUGGUCAAUUACUUUUGGAAAUCAUGAUGCUGAAGGACCUUAUAACAGUGCCAUGUUAAUGGAUUUAGAUAUGUCAUACAAUGGUAGCAUUUCUAAAAAAGGUACUGUUUUUGGUGUUGGAGAGUCAAACUAUAUAUUACCAAUCCUAUCAUCCAAUUCCAGUGAUAUCGCAUCAUUAAUUUAUAUCUUUGAUAGUGAUAAUGAAGGAUGUGGUAAUUUAGGAAACUGGGGUUGUGUUUACAAACAACAAGUAGAAUGGUACGAACAACAAAGUGAUUUUUAUAACAAGACACCAGCUGUUUCAUUUGUUCAUAUUCCACCUAUUGAAGUAGUUGAUCUUUGGAAUAACAAUGAGGUAUAUGGUGAUUUUGGUGAAUCUGCUUCCUGUUGUUAUACUACUACUGAAUCGAAAUUUGUUGAUACUAUUGUGGAGAGAGGUGAUAUCAAGUUUCUCUACUUUGGUCAUGAUCAUAGAAAUGACUACCAUGGUAACUACAAAGGUUUGGAUCUUGGUUAUGGAAGAAAGACUGGAUAUGGUUCAUAUGAUCCAAAGUAUACUCAAGGUGCCAGAGUAUUCCUUCUUCAAGAGAAACCAUUCACCUUCAAGACAUGGAUCCGCAAUGUCUUUGGUGACAUCGAAGACCAGCCUCUCCAUAAACCAUCAGAUCAAAUUCCUAUGUAUUGUUGUGCUCCAGAGAAAUUCAAUCCUAAUUGGGUUAUAUCUAUAUCAAUAUUAGGUGCAAUUCUCAUUCCACAACAACAAUCACAACAAAUUCUAAAUAAAGUAUGUCUUGCAGGACUAUGGAAUUUGUUAGGUAGUUAA